This is a messenger RNA of Trichobilharzia szidati, 1518 nucleotides long. NCBI's taxonomy places the organism in Eukaryota, Metazoa, Platyhelminthes, Trematoda, Strigeidida, Schistosomatidae. The record is from the annotation of a GenBank genome assembly.
AUGCGUACUAUAGUCAUCUCAGCAAUUUUACAUAUACUUUUAAAUAUAAGUGCCUCAAUCUAUAUUUUAGCUGAUAAUAAUUAUUCUCAAGGAAAUAUAUUCCGAUUUAUAAAUGAUAAAUAUUUUCAAUUAAAUUAUAAUAAUUUGUAUACCAUACUAUUUAUUAAUUUAUUAAUAAAAAUUUUAGAAAUAAUUGGAGUAUUUUUUCACUUAAUAUUAUUUACUUGGUUAUUUUAUACGUUUAAAACAAAACAGAAAAUUAAAAUUUUAAAUAUACCGCAUAAAAGUAAAUGUUCUUCAAUGAAACCACUGAACUAUUUAAAGUCAACAUUCACUAAUAAGUUAAAAAAUGAAAAUAAUCAUUCAUAUGUAGUAAAGUAUCAUCAAAGUAUUCAUCACAGAGAUGAAAAUAAAGAAGAAGAGAAUGGUAAUGUGAACAAUGAUAAUAAUAAUAAUAAUAAUAAUAAUGGUGGACAGGAAAGUUCGAAUCUCAAUGCGAUUCCUAAAAUUGGUAAUGAUGAAUUCAUUGACGAUGUGUUGAAUGGACAAGAAGAGAUUUCUGAAAUAGGUGAUAAUAUAUCAGAGAGAACACUUUCAGAUCUUAUUCAUUCAUAUACACUAUCUGAUUUAUCAAUGUAUAUUAAUGAAAUAGACGAGUGUAUUUCAGGUUUAUCACAAGAACAAAGUCAUUUGGAUUCAUUAAUGAAUAUUAUAAGUGAAAUUGAGAAAACAGUCGAUUUUUCAGAUAUCGAUACGGACUACAAUGAUAGUAAGACAACAAUACCAAUUACUAUGAAACAACAAUUAUUUGGUGAUUUCAAAUUAAUAUCGAAUACAAAUAUUCAAAUUGUCUACACAAUUGAAAGUAUUCAAAAGUCAAUGGUUUAUAAUUACUCAUUUACUUUAUUUAUAAUUUACAAUUGUUAUUUAUUAGUAAUAUUAACACCUUAUAUUCUAAAUAGUUUAAAUAUCAAUUAUUUACAAAGUUACCUACCUAUUUAUAUGAUUCAUUUAAAUCUUUUAAGUAUCAACGUUACGCGGGAUAAUGAUAAUAGUAAUGAAUUGAAUCAUUUGGAAGUUAGUUAUCACUAUGACAACCAUAAUAAUCAAUCAUCAAUAUGGGAACCCUUAGAACAAUUUCUUACAUGUAAAAUAAGUGUUGAAAAGACAGAAUGUUUUAAAAAUAAGUCAUCUUUAUUGAAUUUAAUGAAUACUUCAGAUUUCACUGAGCUUAUAUCUAAUUGUGAGAAUGAAUUAACACAGGAAUUGUUCAAUUUUCAACAGUUCAACAAUGCAACAUAUUGUUUUGCAUUACUUCAUCAUUGGUUGAAAAAUAAACAAUUUGAUCAAAUUACACGGAUCAUAUUAACAUUAAUUAUUCAUGUAUUAUGUUCUGGAUUAAUUAUUAAGAAAUUUUUACUGAUAACUGUAUCAGAUGGAACACAAACACCUUUGGAUAUAGCAUAUUUCAAGUCGAUUUGUACACAGUGUAAUUUAGAUAGGAUAGAAAUGGAAUAG